This is a messenger RNA of Ylistrum balloti, 1578 nucleotides long. RefSeq lists its product as uncharacterized. Bases 1 to 1578 code for a protein of 525 amino acids. The transcript is spliced from 11 exons. The record is from RefSeq and is a predicted model, not a curated record. Gene Ontology annotation, molecular function: homoserine O-acetyltransferase activity; L-serine O-acetyltransferase activity. NCBI's taxonomy places the organism in Eukaryota, Metazoa, Mollusca, Bivalvia, Pectinida, Pectinidae. Gene Ontology annotation, biological process: L-homoserine metabolic process.
AUGUCCGUGCUAGCUUCGACUGGGGCGGGGAAUACUUCACUGCUUCGUCCAAAACCACUCAAACUGAAGAAAAGUUUUUGCCGACUGAGGAGAAAUUUACAAACUUUGGAACAGUCGUCUGCUAAAUCUCGAAAUCAUCAUCGAGAAUCGUUAGCUGUUUGUGCUGGAAACAGGAAACAUGUUAAUUUGGUACCUCGUAGAAGGCUUUUAUGUGAACAAGUAAAUAAUUUUCAUCGUGCGGUGUCACCAUCGCUGUCUAAAUCCACAGACGUCAACUAUCAACUCAGUCGACCAAGAAUAUUAGAAGAUGACGUUUUUGGUGAUCUUCCUCAAGUGGACACACCAACAGAGGAGGUCUUUAAAGGAAUGGUCACCGAAUUUCCCUGUCUCACCAGAAACAAGAUGACCGGUCCAGAACCAGACUAUGAUAAGAUUUCCUCUGGUUACAAGACUUUUACAAGUGACUCCCCCUUCACUGUCAAAUACAACAAGGCGGUCCUACCCGAAAUCACAAUCGCCUAUGAAACAUGGGGAAAGCUGAACGAGGACCGAAGUAACGUGGUGGUCAUCAAUGCCGGACUGUCCGCUAGCUCGCACGCCAAGAGUCAUCAGGAUAACAUGUUGCCUGGUUGGUGGGAGAAAUUUGUGGGAUCUGGAUGUGCUGUAGAUACAGAUAAAUACUUUGUUAUCUGUAUGAACAAUAUAGGCAGUUGUUACGGAUCGACGGGUCCAUCUUCUGUCAACCCUCUCACUGGAAAGCAAUAUGCCACCACCUUCCCUGUGAUCAGUAUAGACGACAUGGUCAAUGCCCAGUUUUUGCUGCUUGAUCACCUUGGAAUUGAGAAGAUCUACAGCAGUGUUGGAUCUUCAUUAGGAGGCAUGUGUUCCUUAACGUCAGCAUCACUGUACCCUCAUCGAGUUGAAAGGGUGGUGUCCAUAUCCUCCUGUGCUCAGUCCCAUCCUACAUCCAUAUCCAUGCGUUACCUGCAGAGAAAGACAAUAAUGAGUGACCCGAACUGGAACAAAGGGUAUUAUUACAAUGGAACAUUCCCGAAGAUUGGCAUGAAACUAGCAAGGGAGAUUGCAACCUUGACCUACAGAAGUGGUCCGGAGUGGGAUCAGAGGUUCGGGCGGGGAAAGAUCGAUGAAAACGUCUGCCCGUCCCUGUGUCCUUCUUUUCUUAUCGAGAGUUACUUGGAACACCAAGGCGAGAGCUUCUCUACCAAGUAUGACCCAAACUCUCUUCUCUACAUUUCAAAGGCCAUGGAUCUGUUUGACAUGUCAGAGGGAUAUCCCUCCCUUCACGCUGGUCUCUCCACCGUUAAAUGCCCUACGAUGGUUCUAGGUGUUCAGACAGACAUUCUCUUUCCCAUAUGGCAACAGCGUCAACUGGCACGGAUAUUAAAAGAAUCCGGGAAUCAAGCAGUGACAUUUUAUGAGUUGGAUUCACUUUUUGGACAUGACACGUUUUUGUUGGAUCUGAAUUGUGUAGGAGCAGCAGUAAAGGGAUUCUUGGAAACUGACUUGCAUAACAAAGGUCAUGCAGGGAAAGCAAAACCAUUCACAAGAAAGGCAUGA